UAUGAGCAUUUCCUUGUGGCAGGCAGCAGUGGGCCUUUUCGUGCUGACGUUCGCGAGUACACUCUUGCCGUCACUAUACUUCCACAAGUAUAGUGCUUGGAUGCAUCACCAUCCCGUUAACUCGGUGCUCAACAUGGUGUUUGUCGACUACAGCUAUGUUUGGUUUACCAUAAUGUUUAGUGGUUAUGGGAUCUGGGCGUAUUUAUACCAAAGCCGGUACCACGUCUUCAGAGUGUUCGUAGCGUACGCCGCUUAUUUGGUCCUGGGAAUCGUAUGCACUGUGUGGUUCUUUGGGGCCUGCUUAUUUGAAAGAGUUGAAGUUGCAUUUGGUGGACACUGUGAUGUCGGUGGUGGGAAUAGUGGCAUGAGCCACGCUGCAUGUGAUGCGACGGAUGGCGGUGUAUGGGUCGGUGGGUUUGAUACGUCAGGACACUAUUUUGUGCUUUUAUCGUUGAGUCUCUUGCUGGUGGACCAGCUUGUGUGUCUUCGAUUAGUGGGGAACCAGCGAAGUGAUAGAUAUCAGGAAAGAAGUGAUGAGUAUCAGGGAAGAAAUGAUAAUGGAAAUGUUUCGGGGACUGUCGACGUGGGCCUCGCGCCUCUGCCAGAGCUGGUCUUGGUGUCCUCCCAGCUUCUUCGUGCCCUUAUUCUCACAGUUUCUCUAUGCCUAUUCGGACUCUGGUAUUUGGAAUUCUGCAUCACAUCGCUCUUCUUCCACACUCCUACAGAAAGGCUUACUGGCUUGCUUCUUGGUCUCACAAUCCCAAUGCUUGUACAUUAUAAACUUGCUCCUACACAGAGGGUCUCAUCUUGAGAUAGCAUAAAAGCCGCGAAGAAUUAGCACAAUUGUCGCAAAUGGGUAUAAGUACGCACGAUCCCAUAUAUAACAAAAAAUCAUAAAACACAUAAUCUAUGGAACAUCUAGAAAUAUAUCUUCGAAACAUCCACUGUUCUGACUGUGAGCAGACGGUGCGUGGCAUUUUUGCAUCCCAUUAUCAGCUUCUAGACUUCCGACCUUCACUACCGCUUAGUCAACAGAUGUCAACCACUAGUGCAAUUUACCGCCAGAACCGCAAUCAGGUCGAUUUAUAUCGUUCCUCCCAUUCUCCUGGUGCUUCCUUUGAACAUAUCAUCAAGAAGAUCACCAAAAAGAUCAAACGAGCCGGGUUUGGUGUUCUCUCGUGGGAGAUAUCUGUUGAUGGGCAACUCCAACAGAGCUCUGUGGAUGAAGCUGACUCCGAAAAUGAGCCUUCUCUGAACCAAUUCAACCCCGUUCGGGGCUUGUACUCGAAGUACAAACAAAAGUCGUUCAAAAAGAGUCACAUCCAGAAUUGCCAAAAGUGUCGAGAUGAGCUUGAA
This is a messenger RNA of Yamadazyma tenuis ATCC 10573, 1356 nucleotides long. NCBI's taxonomy places the organism in Eukaryota, Fungi, Ascomycota, Pichiomycetes, Serinales, Debaryomycetaceae. The record is from RefSeq and is a predicted model, not a curated record.